Aspergillus pseudoviridinutans is the source of this 741-nucleotide messenger RNA. RefSeq lists its product as uncharacterized. The transcript has a single exon. NCBI's taxonomy places the organism in Eukaryota, Fungi, Ascomycota, Eurotiomycetes, Eurotiales, Aspergillaceae. The record is from RefSeq and is a predicted model, not a curated record. The coding region runs from base 1 to 741 and encodes 246 amino acids.
AUGGACACGAUCUCGUCGUUUAUCGCUCCCACAGCCCUGGCACCGAUGCUGAUACAUACCGAGACAAUCACGCGGGACAUGCGCAUCAAGCUUCAGCUUCUCGAAUUCAUCACUACAUGCAACCAGAAACAAUAUCAUAGCGCUGCAGCGAACAAUCAAUCACUACGGCAUGGAUUCGGAGAGCAGAAGGAAGGAUUUACGGUCUCGACCGAACCUCAAGUCUACCCAUCACACUCGAAAUCCGAGGCCCAGAGACCACACAUUGGUACGAACAAGGACUGUACCCAACCAAGACUGGACAUCCCACCUGCCAUCGCCUAUGCAUUCAUCUCCCUGUGCAUCGUCGCAAAUGACCAUCUGUCCGACAACUGGGCCGAUAUUGCAGCCCAGCUCAUGCUAAAAGCUGCGUAUGAGAAUCAUGGGAGUACAAUGCCCGACAAAUUUUAUGAAUUGAUAGCCCAAGCACCAGAGGCGCUUAAAAAAAAGCCUGACUGGCAACGAGUGGCUGAUAAAUAUGAAACUUACCUACAGCCACCGCUCGGGGUUCUCCCGUCCAGGGAUCUGGAAACCCCACUGAAACGCCUGCCUACGCAUCAACUCGGAACCAUCAUCAUCGAGUUUUUGUUUGAUCUCAUGAGGUGCCUGAACCCUCCGGUUUUGUUACAGCUCGAGAGAGGGAAGCUCUAUGGACUGAGCCGAGCGGAAACACAGGGGCUGAAAACCAAGGUUGGACUGCGAUGA